Molecule: messenger RNA, 702 nt
Organism: Talaromyces amestolkiae
Lineage: Eukaryota; Fungi; Ascomycota; Eurotiomycetes; Eurotiales; Trichocomaceae
Exons: 2
Coding region: 1-702 (233 amino acids)
Source: RefSeq, a predicted model, not a curated record
AUGGUCAACUGGCAAGAGUCGCAGGCGAACUUCCGCCUUAUUGCCGCCAUAUACGCAGGCAAUCCUGGAAUAAAGAUCGACAUAACCACAACCGCGCUCGCCUACGGCUUGGGKGCUACGGACCGUUCAAUCCAUAAUCAGCUCUACAAAUGCCGUCAGUUGGCCGACCAGCUCAGAGAAGAAGUUGAACGAAGUGGCCUGGAGAAGCCACCUCGGGGUUCGGAAAAUGACGCUAACACACCUAAAACCCCUCGAACAACGAGAGUCAAAUCAAGUGGUGUCGGCAAGUCUGGUGGUGGUUCGUCCCGUGUUCGCGGUUCUGCGGCGUCCAGGGCGGCAAAGAAGAAGAACAUUGAUACAACGCCCACCAAGGUCGGGAAAGGAACAUUCACUGCCGAGGGGCUCUCCAUGAUCGACGCAAUUGCGGUGGAUAGCCAUGACGAAGACGAGAGCAUCAUCAGCCUCACCAAAUCCGAGACGAUAUCAAUAGCCGACGAUAUCAAGAAAGAAGAGUUCAAGCAAGAAGUCAAUUUGAUGACUCCCGAACCCAAGCUAGUGGGCAUUGAGAAGUUUGGUCAGCGCGCUGUGGCUCCUCGUGUUGAUAGUCUGACAAAUGGAUAUACCUUGGGAUCCGGAGUCCAAUCUCCUGCUAUAAACGCGGAUGAGUUCAGUAUCAAUGAGAUCUUCGAUGCUAUUCAUUGA